Molecule: messenger RNA, 3138 nt
Organism: Gekko japonicus
Lineage: Eukaryota; Metazoa; Chordata; Lepidosauria; Squamata; Gekkonidae
Product: collagen alpha-2(V) chain-like
Exons: 11
Coding region: 1-1353 (450 amino acids)
Molecular function (GO): extracellular matrix structural constituent
Source: RefSeq, a predicted model, not a curated record
AUGGCCCUACAGGUGAAGGAGGCCCAGAAGUACUACUACUACUACUACUCCUUGGGUGAUCGGGGAGAACCAGGGCCAGCUGGCCUUCCUGGUUCCAUCGGUGCUCCGGGAACUCCGGGACCAGUUGGGGCUACAGGCGAUCCAGGACAAAGAGGUGAACCAGGAUCUCGGGGUCCAUCGGGUCCUUCUGGCCGUGCUGGAAAACGUGGUUUGCCGGGUCCCCAAGGUCCUCAGGGAGACAAAGGUGACAAUGGAGAUCGAGGUGACAGAGGGCAGAAAGGUCACAGAGGUUUCACUGGCCUUCAGGGUCUCCCCGGACCUCCUGGUCCUAUUGGUGAACAAGGCAGUUCUGGGAUUCCAGGUCCAUUUGGCCCUAGAGGCCCCCCUGGUCCAGUUGGACCUUCAGGGAAAGAAGGAAAUUUUGGACCCCUCGGGCCAGUUGGACCUCCUGGUGUAAGAGGAACCUUAGGAGAAGCAGGACCUGAGGGUCCCCCAGGAGAAACCGGUCCCCCAGGCCCCCCGGGCCCGCCAGGCCACCUCACAGCCGCCAUUGGUGACAUUAUGGGACAUUACGAUGACGGUCUUGCCGACCCUCUCCCAGAAUUCUCUGAAGACGAAGCUGCCCUAGACGAUAACAAUAAAACAGAUCCAGGAGUCCAUGCUACACUGAAGUCACUUAGUAGCCAGAUUGAAACCAUGCGUAGUCCAGACGGGAGCAAGAAACACCCAGCACGGACUUGUGAUGACUUGAGGCUGUGCCAUCCAUCCAAAAAGAGUGGAGAAUAUUGGGUUGACCCUAACCAAGGUUGUGUGGAAGAUGCCAUCAAAGUAUUCUGCAACAUGGAAAGCGGCGAGACGUGCAUCCCUGCAAACCCAGCUAGUAUCCCACGUAAAACAUGGUGGACAAGUAGGUCACCUGAACUAAAGCCUGUAUGGUAUGGACUGGAUAUGAACAGGGGUUCACAGUUUGUCUACGGUGAUAACGAGUCCCCCAACACUGCCGUCACGCAGAUGACAUUCCUGCGUCUGUUGUCCAAAGAAGCCUCUCAGAAUAUCACCUACCACUGCAAGAACAGUGUUGGCUACAUGGAUGACCAAGCCAAGAAUCUGAAGAAGGCCGUGGUCCUGAAGGGGGCAAACGACCUGGAAAUCAAAGCAGAAGGAAACAGCCGCUUUAGAUAUACGGUCCUUCAUGACAGUUGCAGUAAACGCAACGGGAACUUGGGCCAAACAGUUUUUGAGUACAAAACGCAGAACGUGGCACGCUUACCAAUCGUCGAUAUUGCCCCAGUGGACAUUGGAAAUGCCGACCAAGAGUUUGGAAUAGAGAUUGGGCCAGUUUGUUUUGUGUAAGACGGGGAAAAAAAGAAAAGAGAAAUAAAAAGGGAAACGUCAUACCAAUUCAAAAGCUUCGGGAAUCAGCGGCAACAGCAGCAAAACGCAAGAACUUAGACGGAGUGAAGUUAAUCCUGAGACUCUUGAAGUAAUGGCUGACGACGGAUCAGCAUUGUACAUAACCGUUCUUUCUCAACCCCCGGCCUUCUUUAGAAUAUUUAUUUUACUUUUUUUUUUUUGCAAGCCUUCAGUCUAUGACCCAAGUCAACAUUUUAACAAGAUAGUCUAAUUUUAUGAGGACAAAUGACCACCCUUUGAUGCAAAACCCACUAACACAUUGUUCGUGCUUAGAGAUAAUAAUGAUGAUUGGUUUUUCUUAUUCUGGGGUUUUUAUUCUUCUCAGCUUACGUGAGUGUAAUUCACAUCAAGCAUUGUACACAGACGGAUAUAUGUAAGAGUUUUAAUUGUCCGGUCCUAAAACUUGCUACAAAGUCCAGCUCACCGCUGCAUCAGGGAAGCGUCCUUGAAGACGGCAUCCAUUGGUACGAGAAGCCAGUAGAUGAGGGACUGGUUGGGUAAUUCAAAUUUAGCCCUCGCUGACCUUUAUGUUUGCCAAGUCACUCUUCUGUGUUGAAGGGAGUAGCCCAGCAUUUCACUAAAAUGUACUCUCUUAAAGCUACAGGAGUCCUCUCAGGGUCUAGUCUUGGGAACUUUACGAUACCUUGGCCCUCAGCCCCGACAGUGCCAUCCUAAGCAGAGUUUACACCCUUCUAAGCCCGUUGACUCCAAUGGGCUUUGAAGGGUAUAACUCUGCUUAAAGUUGCAUUACCAGUUUCUCCAGUGCCCUUGACUUUUUCCUUCUUGCUCAUAGAAUAUAGCUUCCUGUCUCACAUUUCCCCCAUGCCCUGUUUUCUUGGAAUAACAUUUUAAAUUGACCUGUAUUUCUUCAUGGGUCUUCUUUUCAGCCUUUGUAAACUAUUUGACAUCCUUCACUGCGUUUAGGUCACCUGCCCCUGAAGGUCAACGGUGUCAUGCCCCAGAGUCCACUCCCCGAAGCUGCCAGUCUCUCCAAGGGAACAGAUCUUUGUCCUCUGACCUCCAGCCCUCCCGAGGGGUGACCCUACUUACCUUAUUUGCCACCCCCUCAAGCCUUGUGUGAGCGUCCCCCCCCCUCACCAUGGACCUGUUCUUUCUCCUCCGGUAUUAGGUUGUAAGCCCUUGGGGCGGGACCAUUUCUUCUUGUGCCCUCAAGAGCACAUCGCCAGUAACCGGGAUUUGGAGGAACGGCAGACUAGCAUUUACAAGGGAAUUCUAAACAGAGUUAGACCCUUCUAAACAAAUCAAAGUCAGGAGGCUUCAAAGGGUGUAACUCGUCUUAGGAUUUCACUGUGAGUCUGUUACAGACUCCUGUUCUUCAUCCAUCCUGAAGCUUCAUGUAAGCCUCAUGUACACCCGUCAUGCACUUGGUUUACGGCAGACUGUCGUCUUCUUCAUGUGUCCAAUCCCCCAAAAGUGUUUACCUGUGGAAAGCCCAGUUGUGGUGCAGAAGGUUGAAGCGAAUGGCAUUCAAGUGCUUUCUGGCCAUAAUGCUAUGGUUUUAAUUUAAAUACUUACCAUACCUCAAUGGGUGCUUUGUUAGUUCCCUGCAGAAAUGAAUGAGCACUAGGCUUAGAACAGAUAAAAGGAAGUACUUCUUCAUCCAAAGAGUAAUUAACACGUGGAAUUCACUGCCACAGGACGUGGUGUCAGCUAAAAGCAUAGACAGAUUCAAGAGGGGAUUGGAUAAACAUAGGGAGCAGAGGU